Molecule: messenger RNA, 1316 nt
Organism: Antrostomus carolinensis (chuck-will's-widow)
Lineage: Eukaryota; Metazoa; Chordata; Aves; Caprimulgiformes; Caprimulgidae
Gene: NDFIP2
Product: Nedd4 family interacting protein 2
Exons: 8
Biological process (GO): vacuolar transport; metal ion transport; ubiquitin-dependent protein catabolic process
Cellular component (GO): Golgi apparatus; perinuclear region of cytoplasm; endoplasmic reticulum
Molecular function (GO): WW domain binding
Source: RefSeq, a predicted model, not a curated record
CUUCACAAUGAGGAUGACCCCCCAGAGUCUUCAGAAGCUGAGCAGCCUUCCACGUCUACAGAGACUACACAAACUCCCCAGACGGCAGCCUUAUCUGACGCAGAUACUUCCCCUCCACCUUACUGUAGCAUAGCUGUAGAAACAGCUGCAACCUCAGAAACACACAAUGAAUUUUAUCCUGUACCACCUCCAUACAGUGUAGCUACCUCCCUUCCUACUUACGAUGAAGCAGAGAAGGCCAAAGCUGCAGCAAUGGCAGCUGCUGCAGCGGAAGUUACCCAACGACACACCCAGUUUAGGGAGUCUAGGAGUCUGUUUGAUGAAAUAUUCCUCAGUCGUCCAGAGGAAGAAGAGUAUCCACCACGGGAUGAUUUCAGUGAUGCAGAUCAGCUUAGAGUGGGCAAUGAUGGCAUCUUCAUGUUGGCAUUUUUCAUGGCAUUUAUUUUCAACUGGAUUGGAUUUUGUUUAUCUUUUUGUAUAACAAAUACCAUAGCUGGAAGGUAUGGUGCAAUCUGUGGAUUUGGUCUCUCCCUGAUCAAAUGGAUUCUCAUUGUACGGUUUUCAGAUUACUUUACUGGAUAUUUCAAUGGACAGUACUGGCUUUGGUGGAUAUUUCUUGUACUUGGGCUCCUCCUGUUCUUUCGAGGCUUUGUUAAUUAUCUUAAAGUCAGAAAUAUGUCUGAAAGCAUGGCAGCUGCUCACAGAACAAGAUUUUUUUUCUUGUACUGAAGAUUGCAUCAGACAGACAUUCCUUCCCUAUACCGGUGUGAAACUUCCAGAUGAUCUGUAACCCUCUGAGUUAAUAGGAUAGAAGACUACUAAAACCAGACGACAAAUUAGUGAAGAUACGGCUUCAAAAAUGAGUGACAGGAUGGUUUAUGCUCAAACACCAGUUCUGGUCAUUCUAGAGAAUAUUUUAAAUUGCUGCCUUUUGUUUUAGCACAUUUGUAUAUGUGCUUAUUAAAAAGUUAGUAUUGAAGUAAGAACAAACCAUCUGUUAUUAUAGAUUAGGUACAAUCAGACUCGGUUAAUCUGCGCUUGUUAUAUCUGAAAGAUUCAAGUGGUAACUUGUUUCACAGUGUGUAUCUACCACUGAUUUGUUGAUCUGAACUUUGAGUAGAAUGAAAUGCAUUAAAUGAUUCAGAUUAACCAGUUCAGACAAUUUUUUAUAUAAUUAAAUUCAUCUAAUGAUUGUGUUAUAGAGUUUUGAGUUUACUAAACCCCAAAGUUCCUUGUUGUCACAAACUUGUAUUUGCCAAUAUUUUAUCAAAUUCAAACCAAUAUACUGGUUUGCUUAAAACUGAUACUCCACUUGA